Molecule: messenger RNA, 6078 nt
Organism: Branchiostoma floridae (Florida lancelet)
Lineage: Eukaryota; Metazoa; Chordata; Leptocardii; Amphioxiformes; Branchiostomatidae
Product: anoctamin-7-like
Exons: 26
Coding region: 495-3254 (919 amino acids)
Biological process (GO): chloride transmembrane transport
Cellular component (GO): plasma membrane
Molecular function (GO): protein dimerization activity; chloride channel activity
Source: RefSeq, a predicted model, not a curated record
UGCAAAAUUAGCAUGAGGGUCUAGUGCGCCUGUGCAGAUCAAUCAAGCGCAUCGGGUGUGGGAAGACCUGUUUUUACGCGUAUCUCUAGGAUUAGAAUUAGCCGAGAUAAAACUCUAUGUGUACCGUUAAUCUCCGUUUUAGAUCGUAAUCUGUUCUGUUAUUAUUCUGAUCUAGGUUGUGUGUGGAAACCACGCUCCUGUGCCGAGCUAGAGCUUUUAAACGGACCCAUAUAUCGUGACGUUUGCGGCGCUCGAGCUGCGCUGCCAUGUCCAACAUGGCCGCCUUCCAGUCAGACUCAGCGCCAUUGUCGUCUGAACCACCGCUCUAAAGACUUUCGUUCCUUCAGAAAAUCUUCUCUGACAUUUCCGAACUCUGUCAGAAUAUGUUCGGGGGAUCGUGAUACCUCAAGUGUGGACCUUGGUUUGGAUUUCUUGAAGAUUUCUUCGGGGGGAACUUGAAGAUUUCGGUUGGACGAUAUUAUUUGUAAGACGACAUGAAUGCGAUGAAUUCCAUCUUGUCAAAGGCCAAGACGGAGAAGAAUGGGUUGGCAGGGAUCGCCCUAGAUUCCUACGGAAGCACAGAUGACUCAGUCGCCUUCGUGCACAAGGAUUCCCUGAGUGAAAACCACCCACCCUCUCCAGGGGACCUGCAUGCAGCUGAACAAGGAAUCUACUUCAGAGAUGGUCACAGAAGGAUUGAUUUUGUGCUGGUGUUUGAAGAGGAAGACCCGGGAAGCAAGAAGAGUAAGAAGAAGAAGAAGAAGGCAGUUGAGUCUGGGGAGGUGAAGGAGAAAUCUCCCGAGGAGAAAAAUGAUCAGUACAGAAAGAAGUUCCUCAACAACCUCAGAAAGGCUGGCUGUGAAAUGGAAGAAGAGAUCUCAAGCACAGGAAAGAAGACUAUCACCUACAUCAAGGUUUUCGCCUCCUGGGAUGUCCUGUGUUACUAUGCUGAAGAGCUCAACUUUCGGGCUCCAUUGCAGGCUCACCCUAACCCAAGUGAGAACUGGUCGGCAAAGCUGCUGGAAAGUCUGCAUAUUCCCAACAUGAUGGAUCAGGAAGUGCCAAACAAACCACUGGACUACUACACCUGUGUCUUCAAGAAGUCCAAACUGGACAAGUUUUUGGGGAGUGAGAACCGUGAUACCUUCUUCUCUAAUACACAGAGACACAGAAUAGUGUAUGAGAUACUUGCAACAACACCGUAUGGGAAAAGAAAGAGAGCUGAAAUUGGGAUUGACCGUCUUAUAGAUGAGGGAGCUUUUCAGGCUGCCUAUCCACUACAUGAUGGGUCCUGGAAGAAGCCGUCCCACUCCUUACCAGCGGAGCAGCUGAACAGGCGCCAGGUUCUGUACGACUACUGGGCACGCUGGGGGUGUUGGUACAAGUACCAGCCACUCGACCACAUCCGGGAGUACUUCGGAGAGAAGAUUGGCAUCUACUUUGCCUGGCUCGGGCUCUACACUGCAUGGCUCCUCCCUGCCUCUAUCGUGGGACUCAUGGUUUUUCUUUAUGGUGUCCUGAGUAUAAGUACCAACACACCUGCGAGAGAGGUGUGCAACAGUGGUGGUGACUUUGUGAUGUGCCCUCUCUGUGAUGAGAACAUCGGCUGUGCUUACUGGAACCUGUCGGACACAUGCACACAGGCAAAGAUUGCCUAUCUCUUUGACCACCCUGGGACUGUCUUCUUUGCCAUUUUCAUGUCUUUCUGGGCUGUCACCUUCCUGGAGUACUGGAAGAGGAAGAACGCCAGCCUUGCCCACCACUGGGACGUCAUGGACUUUGAAGAAGAAGAGGAGCGCCCUCGGCCCCAGUUUGCUGCAAUGGCACCUUCUAUGGAAAAGAACCCAGUAACAGGCAUCAAGGAGCCGCACUUUCCUGACGAGGAUCGCUUCAAAAGAAUGAUGGCUGGGGCAGUCAUCAUUAUCUUCAUGAUGGUGAUGGUGCUGAUCUUCGUGCUGGGGGUGAUCAUGUAUCGGGUGUUGAUCAGCAUCCCGCUAUUCCAGUCCGUCAUGUUCCGCGCUCAGGCCUCCAACAUCGCCAACAUGAGCGGAGCCUGCGUCAACCUGAUCCUCAUUAUGGCAUCAGGAAUUGUGUACCAAAAGAUUGCAGAGAAGCUUACUGAGUGGGAAAUGCACAGAACUCAGACUGAACAUGAAGACAGCUACACCUUCAAAGUCUUCAUCUUCCAAUUUGUCAACUUUUAUUCAUCCAUCUUCUACAUCGCAUUCUUCAAGGGACGAUUCGUUGGAUACCCGGGCCAUUAUAAUAGGUUCUUUGGUCUCCGCAACGAAGCGUGCGGACAGGGCGGCUGUCUGGUGGAGCUUGCCCAACAGCUAGCCGUCAUCAUGAUUGGUAAACAGGUCAUCAACAAUGCACAGGAGAUCAUAGUACCUAAAAUCAAGAACUAUUUGCAGCGGCGUGAGGUGGCAAAGGGGAUGGAGAAAUCCACAGAGCCAGCCAGAUGGGAGGAGGACUACCAGCUGAUCGAAAAUGAGGGACUGUUUGAGGAAUACCUAGAGAUGGUUAUCCAGUUUGGGUUCAUCACCAUUUUUGUGGCUGCCUUUCCCCUGGCUCCGCUGUUUGCCCUGCUAAACAACUGGGUGGAGAUCCGUUUGGACGCGCACAAGUUUGUUUGUGAGGUGCGUCGCUCGGUGUCCGAGAGAGCUCAGGACAUCGGCGUGUGGUUUAACAUUCUAGACGCUCUGGUUCAGCUCGCUGUCAUCAGCAACGCGUUCAUUAUUGCAGUAACAUCAGAGUUUCUGCCUCGGCUGCUGUACAAGUAUGAGAAGAACUGGAACCUGGAUGGAUAUGUCAACUUCACGCUAGCGUACUCUCCACCUGGGUCCAUGUCUCAGGAGUGUAGGUACAAGGAGUUCCGAGACAGAGACGGCAGCUUUAGCUUGUUCUACUGGAGACUUCUUGCUAUACGACUUGGUUUUGUCAUCCUAUUUGAACAUGUGGUUUUCUUCAUCUCACGGCUGAUUGACAUAAUGGUGCCCGACAUCCCAGAGAGUUUAGAGAUCAAGAUCAAACGGGAGCGCUACUUGGCCAAGCAGGCCUUACAGGACCAGGAGCACAUCAUGGAGGCCAUGAAGGAGGAGAAACAAGCUAUGGUGGGAGGCUUGGCAGGGGUUGGCGAAGAGGACGAGGGAGGUGACGACGAUUACGCCGUUACUACCCAAGGCCGGAAGGCUGCCACCACCCGCAUGGAUGCCGGCAAUGUUUACCUCUCUGUACCUACUGCAGAUGUGUAACUAACAUGCAAACUUACUUCUUUAUCUGUCAAACUAAAACUACUGUGUAACUAUCUAACAAACAAUUUGCAAGGCUGCUCAUUAAGUCCAACGAGAUACUGUCAAUUUGAACUGUUGGGCUUUGUAAGCCCCUUACUUUUCUCAUUGGAUUAGCUUCUUCUCAGUUUACAUUCUCUUCCUCUCUGUUUCCUUGCAGUGUUUUUAUAACUUAAUCAAUUGAAUUGUAACGUUUUAAUUAUGGAUCUACUAGUCUGUAAAUUCUUCAGUUCAAUGCUCUUAGCCACAACUUAAUUUUGAACACUUUCCAAACUUCUACAUGUGUCAUGCACCAUUCUAUCACUUCGUAACUUGCCGCCCUGUACUAUCCACUGGCUGCUCCAGAAAGAUUCCGGACAAGGUUUAUCAAAAGUCAAAACAAGUUUAAUAGCAAGAGAUAUAUAUUACAAAGGAGAAGAUGUAUGUUAUUCAAGUUAAUAACAGAUAUAUAAGUAAAGGCAAAGUAGGCUGUUUGUCUCUUGAACAAUUCAAGGAAACUGGAAGGCCUCUAUUUCAUGUUAAUUUUGUAAUUUGCUGACUACAGUCGUGAGAAAGGGGAAUCUUCCUGGAGCAGUUUCCAUUCCCUCCAUUCAUUACAAAAUGCACCAUUCUCUGGGAGUUUGUGGCAUUGUCAUGCCAGUCUGGAUAAGUGCAUAUUGAAAGUCAUGCUGAAUAAUGAACAGUUGAAAGAAUCAGCCUAAAACGUAAACUGCAAUCUUUUGAUACAUAUACUAAAAGUAGAUCAGAAAACUUAGGGUAUUAGAGAAAUAGGUGAAGAGCAGAAAAAUAACGUAUCUAAAUGAUGUGUGUACUAUGUGAAUGCCUGCUGGCAUCAGUUAUUUCUUUGAAAUGUUUAAUGAUGGUCACUCAAAGUGGGUUGGAUUUUAGGAUUAGUGUUUUGUAUAACAUAAAAAGCAAUCACUAGACCUUCGACUCAAUAAGUUAAAUGUGCAACCUGCAUGCUGAUACUAUUCAUCAGAAAAUAUCAGCACAGAAAUAAAAUCAAUACACGGAGAAUAUCACUGUACAUGUCUAUUGCACAAAAUGCAGUUACUUGCUGAAUUUUAUCACAAUGGUGUAUUUGAAAUUUUUAACUUUAUGUUUAACAAUGAUGAUAACUGAAAAUGAUUGAAAGUCUGUGAAUUCAAGGUGCAAUUAUUAUGGAAUUUUACCAUGAGAAGUUUUUAGAUCACACCUUUGUUUUGAACAGACAACAGUUUUCCAUAUUCAUAAGAAUGGAAUGAGUAUGUUAUGAGGAACAUAUAUAUAUCAACUCUACUCAGUCAUUCGGGUAUUUUUUCCUAAAUUUUUAAGGAAAUCUUUAUGCUUUUGUCGCCUUGAAUCUUUGCCUAGACUAAAUGUGAAACUUUGAAGAGUUCCAAGGAUAAGAUUGCCAGACAAAGGUUUUUGUUGUAAAGUCAGUUUUAACAUUCAAUGAUUUUAACCAAGCAAUCAAAUUUUUAAAUGUGCUCAAAAGACGAAUAUACAUUUUAGUUAUGGUGUAGAGAUGAUAUGAAAAGAUUCUACAUCAAAAUGCUCUCAACUGUUUCUUAAACUUCUUAACAUACAUCUCUCUGUAGAGGUUAUAUGUUGAUGCACUUUCUGAGGAUUAGAUGUCUCCAAGUCAAAUGAUCCUUGUAUUAUGUAUUUGUUGUUAUAAUAUUGUAGUAAACUUUUAGAGACAAGUAAGUUCAUGUUUGUAUGCACUAUUAUUUAUUCAAGCAUGUUGAAGAUAGCUGUGAACUAUAAAAUUUGCUUUUAUAUAUGGGAGCUCAUAAUGCACAAAAGAAUGAAUGCAAAAAUAUAUGAAGUUCACAGAUUUCAAAUCUGCAAUGUUUAAAAGUGUUACUUUUCCCUUUUCAUCAGCAGUUGCUGAUGUGUGAUUUAUUGUGAAAGUUUCAGAGGCUUUCAAAAUAUAUUGCAUGUAAAAGAUUAUAUAACAGAGAAAUGUAUCUGUAUAUAGAGAUGCUAGUUCAAUGCUAACAUGAAUAGGUUGUGUAAGAAAUCUAAGUUCAGAUAAACUAUGUGAUAGGGAGGUAAAUAUUGCUGUUGUUGGACAAACACUUUAAAGUAAUAUCAAAGGAUAUUGACUAUCUAAUACGAGAAGAAAUCUAUUAGUGUUAAACUGAGAUGUGUAAUUUUGUUAAAUGUGCUAUAACGGUAAAGAGUAUAGACUGAGCUCUUAGGGAUUUUAAUUAGUAAAGCAUGACUCUAUUAAGGAUUAUGUGAUAUUUUAGGUGUGGUCAAAACUUCCUUUCAAAACCCGAGUAGUUUGAAGAGAGAAGUAGUAAAACGUUUUUACAUGUUGCUUCUGGAAAACCUGAAGGCAACACAUGUGAAAUGUGCGAUUUUAUCAAAGAUAUAAUACAUGUACUUGCAUGAAGGUAUGUUCUGUUUUUUAUGAGAUAUGAAUCACUUGAUGUAAUGAGACCACAAGUAUCCAUGAUGUUGGUAACUCUAGAGUGGAUACGUUGAGGAUAUAGCAGCAAUAGCUAAGGUAGCCACGUGACAAAAAUAUUGUAUAUAAUACUAAGAAUAUAAUGUUAAGACUAAGGAAGAUGUGUGAAUAAAUUGUACUAAGAGAUGAACUUAUUACUUUGAUUAGUGUCUAUGAAUUUGGUGUCUUUUAUUUAUUUUCACAGUGAAAAUACUUUUGUAAAAUGUGUGCUGAUUUUGAUUUCUAGACUACAGUACAUAUUGUUUUUUUAACUUGCAUGAAAUGCAUGGAAAAUUUGAGGCUUGUUUUGUUUGUGUUUUUGUUUCUGCAAUAAAAUACUUGUUGUUCAGA